AUGGUGCGCAAAGCAGUCGGACUCUCCAAGCUCGGAACAAGUGGCUUCUUGCCCCUGACCGAGCGCAAGCAGGUCUUCCUUCCCGAAUUCACAAUCGCUCUUGUCCGAACUCCCAAUCUCUCUCCUCGCUAUGCCCAGUUCCGCGUCCCGCUCAACUUCAACAAACUUGAUCUUCGUGACUACCUCGAGCGCGUAUAUGGCGUCGGUGUCGUUAGCAUCCGCAGCUACAUCGAGCAACAACCUAUUACCCGUAUCACCCGCGAUAACCGGAACUAUGGUGCAUGGCGACGGCCGCAAUCCAUUAAGCGGAUGACCGUCGAGCUGCAGGAGCCGUUCGUCUGGCCCGAGGAACCGAAGGACUUCAGCCGAUGGGAAAAGGAGUCCUGGGAUGCCACGGAGAAAUUCCAGCAAAAAAUGCGCAAGGAAAACGUCCAAAAGAGUGACGCAUCCGAACAGCCUGAUAAAGAUUUGCGCAAGGCGUACGAGGAGCAGGCAAAGGAAUUGAAGAACGAGGCUGAGGCGUGGCGGCCGACUUGGAAGGCCCUGGGUCUCGAAUUUGCGCGUAAGGAGAUGGCCAAGGGCAAGCACGCCCCGGCGCCGAAGUGGAUGAAGAAGACACCAUAA
Penicillium argentinense is the source of this 624-nucleotide messenger RNA. RefSeq names its product mitochondrial 54S ribosomal protein uL23m. Gene Ontology annotation, molecular function: structural constituent of ribosome. The coding region runs from base 1 to 624 and encodes 207 amino acids. Gene Ontology annotation, cellular component: mitochondrial large ribosomal subunit; ribosome. The transcript has 3 exons. Gene Ontology annotation, biological process: mitochondrial translation. Lineage: Eukaryota; Fungi; Ascomycota; Eurotiomycetes; Eurotiales; Aspergillaceae. The record is from RefSeq and is a predicted model, not a curated record.